AAUACGUGUAACCCCACGGUAACCCCACGUUUCUUUCUUACAAGAAAAGCUAAUCAAAUCCACCAUUGAUGCAUAGAUAAUUUUUUCCUGCAAUACCAAGUCCUGUUUGCAUAACUUUGCAUCAUAAACAAUCAACCCUCUCUCAAAUUCCGUAACUGUUGUUUUAAUAUCCUAUCUCAACGGUCACUUUCCUCUACAUUAAUGGCUAGUUUUCAUGGACUUUAGAGUUAGAGAGAGAGAGAGAGAGAGAUCAGAUAGAUGGAUUUUAGUUCUUUCUUGAUAUCUCUAGGAACAUCGUUCGUAAUAUUCCUGGUAUUAAUUUUGUUGUUCACAUUUUUGUCGAGGAAGGUGGGGAACAAGGAAGUGUACUACCCGAAUCGGAUCAUGAGGGGGAUGGAUCCCUGGGAGGGUGGGUGUAGGACCCGGAACCCAUUUGCUUGGAUCCGAGAGGCAUUCUCUUCCACCGAGCAAGACGUUAUCGCUAUGUCUGGUGUUGACUCUGCUGUCUACUUCGUCUUUCUCACCACUGUGUUGGAAAUGUUAGUUUUAGCUAGCAUUGUGCUGCUACCAGUUCUUCUGCCACUGGCUGCCACUGAAAAUAGUGUCAAGUCGGCUGAUACCAUGAGCAAGAGAGCUUUCAACGACCUUGAUAAACUAUCCAUGGGACAUGUUAAAGAAAAUAGUCCGAGGUUGUGGGCAUUUGUGAUAGCCACCUAUUGGGUUUCAUUUGUUGCAUAUUACCUAUUGUGGAAGGCAUACAACCAUGUUUCUGAUCUGAGGGCUGCAGCUUUAAUGUCUCCCAAAGUGAGGGCUGAACAAUUUGCUCUUGUUGUCAGAGACAUACCUCCUCCACCCCAAGGUCAAACAAGAAAGGAACAAGUUGAUUCAUAUUUUCAAACAAUCUAUCCCGAUACAUUUUACAGAUCAAUGGUGGUCACUAACAACAAAGAGGUGAACACAAUUUGGGAAGAGUUGGAAGGGUACAAAAAGAAGCUUGCACGUGCUGAAGCCAUAUAUGCAGAGGAAAAACAUGAAGGGAUUAGACCCACAAACAAAAUUGGUUUUCUUGGUCUCAUUGGUAAAAAGGUAGAUUCCAUAGAGUACUACAGUGAGAAAAUAAAUGAACUGAUCCCAAAAUUAGAAGCUGAACAAAAGGUCACUCUCAGAGAGAAACAACAGCCUUCAGCUUUGGUCUUCUUCUUCAGCCGGGUGACUGCAGCUUCUGCAGCUCAGAGUUUACAUGCCCAAAUGGUUGACACAUGGACGGUCAUGGAUGCUCCUGAGCCGCGCCAACUGAUAUGGACUAAUCUUCCUAAAAAGUUUUAUGAGAGGCAAAUAAGGCAGUCUGUUGUUUAUGUUAUUGUUUCUUUGACUAUAAUUUUUUAUAUGAUUCCAAUUGGGCUCAUCUCUGCAUUCACAACACUCACAAAUCUGCAGAAGCUUCUACCGUUUCUGAAGCCAAUUAUUAAUUUCUUUAAAAUUAAGACAGUUUUGGAAGCAUACCUACCACAGAUUGCCCUUAUCAUAUUUUUGGCUUUGCUGCCAAAGUUUCUUUUGUUUCUGUCGAAGGUUGAGGGCAUUCCUUCACAGAGUCAUGUAGAAAGGGCUGCGUCAGGAAAAUACUUUUACUUUACAGUGUUCAAUGUUUUUCUUGGAGUUACACUGGGUGGAACUCUAUUUGAUUCCCUGAAGACAAUUGAGAAGAAUCCUAACUUUAUCGUUUCGUUACUUGCGGAAAGCCUUCCAUCUAAUGCAAGUUUCUUCCUAACCUAUGUGGCACUGAGGUUCUUUGUCGGCUAUGGGUUGGAGCUAUCUCGAAUAGUUCCGUUAAUCGUUUACCAUUUGAAGAGGAAGUAUGCUUGCAAGACUGAAGCUGAGCUGAAAGAAGCUUGGAGUCCAGGAGAUCUUGGGUUUGCAACUAGGAUACCCAGUGAUAUGCUUAUCAUCACAAUUGUCCUUUGCUACUCUGUUAUUGCCCCUAUCAUUAUUCCAUUCGGUGUGCUGUACUUUGGCCUUGGUUGGCUUGUUCUUCGGAAUCAGGUACUCAAAGUUUACGUUCCAUCUUAUGAGAGCUACGGGAGGAUGUGGCCACACAUAAACAGGCGCAUUGUGGCUGCAUUGUUAUUAUACCAAGUUACCACGUUCGGUUACUUUGGAAUAAAGAAGUUUUACUAUGCCCCAAUCCUAAUUCCACUUCCGAUACUGUCAUUGAUCUUUUCCUUGGUUUGUAGAAAGAAAUUCUACCAUUUCUUCCAAACUACAGCUCUUGAUGUUGCUUGCCGUGAAUUCAAGGAAACACCAAACAUGGAAAUGGUGUUUAGAUCUUUCAUUCCGCCAAGCUUGACUGCUUCUGACAGGGCUGAAGAAGAUCAGUUUGAUGAUGCUUUAUCUCAGGUUUCAAGGUCAGCAUCAUUCGCUUGAUGUACAUACUUCUGUAUAUUAUUCCACAAAUUUGAUGGUUUUUCUAAUUUUGUGGAUUGUAAACCUGACUGACUCAUUGCUACUUCAAUUAGUUGUUAGGAAGUACAACUUUGUUGAAUCUAUUGCUUUGCACCAUUUGUAGUCAACUUUGUUGAACAUCAAACAAGAAUUAUAACUCUGA
Molecule: messenger RNA, 2602 nt
Organism: Camellia sinensis
Lineage: Eukaryota; Viridiplantae; Streptophyta; Magnoliopsida; Ericales; Theaceae
Product: hyperosmolality-gated Ca2+ permeable channel 3.1
Cellular component (GO): plasma membrane
Molecular function (GO): calcium-activated cation channel activity
Source: RefSeq, a predicted model, not a curated record